CUACAAGUCCCAUGAUGCUGGCGCGAGGCCGACUGCUCCUAUCAAUAUGGCUUCUGUCAGUCGCACAAAGGCGAGUGUUUAGUGCGGGGAAAUGCGGAGGAAUUGAGGAGAGCUGAGGGUGCGGAGGAGCGGAGGGAGCUGAGGGGUCCGGGGGGAAAUGUGCGCUGGGUGUUUGGAGAGCGGGGGUCCUGAGGAAAAGCCUGCAGCAGGAGUUUAUUAUUAAUAAUCUAUUUAAAUGGUGAGGAGGACGGAGGCCCAGCAGCACCUCACCAAGAAGAAUGUCUCACUUUCCGGAGGAGCCUCGCUUCACCAUCGAGCAGAUCGACCUGCUGCAGCGUCUGCGCAGGAGCGGCAUGGCCAAGCGGGAGAUCCUGCAUGCGCUGGACACGCUGGAGCGGCUGGAGCGUGAGCACGUGCAGAAGUUCGGCCACCGUCACUCGUACGGUGGAGGUGAGGGAGGAACCGAGGCCGGAGGAGCUUCGGUCCAGACCGGGAACAGCCACGGCGGCUCUACCUCCACCAGCGGCGGCGCGUCCAGCCACGCAGCAUCCUCGUCUAAAGCCUCCGUCUCCACGCAGACGCUGUUCCACAGGAACGCUUUAUCCCCGCUGUCCAACAACUACGAGACUUCCCCUCCCCCCACAGUUACAAUGCCCAUGCCCAUGAUGGCACCGCCCGCUCAGAACGGACGGGACAGCAUGGUGCCCCUAAGUAACGGGACACUUUCCCCAAACCAGUACCCCGUCAGCGCCGCCCCGGUGCGGGCGUUCGGCUUCGAGCCCACCGAGGAGGAGGUGGACAUUGAUGACAAGGUGGAGGAGCUAAUGAGAAAGGACAGUAACAUCGUUAAAGAGGAAAUAAAGGCCUUCCUGGGAACCCGCCGGAUUUCACAAGCUGUCGUCGCCCAAGUUACGGGUAUCAGUCAGAGUCGGAUCUCGCACUGGCUCCUGCAGCAGGGUUCAGACCUGAGCGAGCAGAAGAAGAGAGCUUUCUACCGCUGGUAUCAGCUGGAGAAGACCACGCCCGGUGCUACUCUGGCGAUGCGUCCUGCUCCGAUGGCCAUCGAGGACAUUGUGGAGUGGCAUCAGACGGGUCCCCCCAUCAGCUGCAGCCCGGGCAGCUUCCGCCUGCGGCGCGGCAGCCGCUUCACCUGGAGGAAGGAGUGCCUGGCUGUGAUGGAGAGCUACUUUAAUGAUAAUCAAUACCCUGAUGAGGCAAAGAGGGAGGAAAUAGCCAACGCCUGCAAUGCAGUUAUUCAGAAACCAGGGAAGAAGCUGUCGGAUCUGGAGCGGGUCACGUCUCUCAAAGUCUACAACUGGUUUGCUAACCGGAGGAAGGAGAUAAAGAGAAGAGCCAAUAUAGAAGCAGCAAUCCUGGAGAGUCAUGGGCUCGAUGUGCAGAGUCCCGGGGGACAGUCCAACAGCGACGAGAUUGAUGGGACGGAGUACAGCGAGCCGGCGGCGGAGCAGAGCUUAGGGCCGAGAGCAGUGGCCAGAGGCUUCGCUUUCAGCCGAGGGGACCUGCCCUCCCCCGUUCAGGUGCCCUCCCUUCUUCCCGGCUGGUUGGCAGCCUGGCCGGGUCUGAAUCUGAGUCUGGGUCUGGGCCCGGGCAAGGCGGGGAAUCCCAAGGGGGCAGGGCCGGCCCGUCAGGGCGGUGGGGCAGGGCAGCAGGCUCCAGAGGGCUCCAGACUGACCGCUGUCUCCUGGUCUCCCUCCUCCCCCCAGGAUGAUGGCACGGGCCCCAGCGAGCACCAGGACCCCAUCACCCUGGCCGUGGAGAUGGCAGCCGUCAACCACAGCAUCCUGGCUCUGGCCAAGCAGGGCAGGGGCAUGGGCACGGGCACGGGCACGGGCAUGACCGCGGGCACGGGCACCACCAACAUCAAGGCAGAGGUGCUCGAGGACGACUGAGGACCCCUUCACUCGCACGUGCUUCUACAUACACGCAGCGGUGCUGUGCAAAAGCCUUAAGCCAUCUGAGAUUAUGUUAGUAAAGCUGUUUAUCUGGGCAGUGGAGACGAAGGCAUUCGAGAAAACCCAGGUUCUGUACAUACCGUUCAAUACCUCAAGCGAUCAAUACUUCACUCAGUUCUGCUUUAUUACGUUACAUUAUACUGUAUGUGCUGUUGGUGGAAUUGAGCAAAUCCACACACUUUGGGAUUAAGAGUCAGUGCUACAAAGGGUUCUUUGAACAAUCAGCAUCAAAAGUGAGUACAUCCUGCACAUUUCUGCAGAGAAUAUAUAUAUAUAUAUAUGUAUUUGUGGGACAAACUGCUCUUAAGCCCUAUCUGGAUGGGAUUAAUGUCUCAGGGGGACUUCUGUGAAAAAUAUUUCACAAUUCUACGUAGUGAUAAAACUCUUGCAUCCAGACUGCAGUGAGUUUUUUGGUUUUCUCGAUCACAUGACAUCGCGUUCAGUAGCUCCUCCAUUUCCACUUGCUGUUGUGUUUUUAAUGUGCAUCUCCAUGGAAACACGCGCCCAAAAUUUUAUUAUGGUGCGCAGCAGUGGACAAAUAGCUAUUUUAUUAAUCGUGAGGAGACGAAACUCAGAGAUGUGCAUCAGGACAGGACUAAAAUUACUGGAGGACCACAGAGUUCGCACAGAGCGAAAAACAGUAGAUAAUUCAGCCUGUCAUUUUCUCAGAGGACAGCUGAGGAAAACACUGACAUGGUCGUUCUGGACAGGAAUAAAAUCACUGAGGACCCCCCAUAAAAAAGAAAAUUACCCCAGGACCCCCCGAGAAACUAAUCCCGUCCAGAUAGAGCUUAAGUGUACAAACUAACCAGAGUCCUUUUUAAUUGUAUCAAAUAGUGCUGGUGUUAAAACACCCUAAUACACUAUUUUAAGCUUCAUACUUGAGUGUCCUGUAUGCUUAUUUAAGGUUCAAAAAGUAGGGGCAAGGGAGAGAUUGCCUUUGGUAGUAUUUAAAAUAAAAUGUUUAUUAUUUUUAUUCAGACCUCGAUAAGUAAACUUUUGGUCAGUAUGGGCAAAUAAAGAUCAAACUAUCAGAACAUCCUGUAAAAUUUUUAAUUCUAAAUUAUAUUCUAUCCCUAAAAUUAAGAAAUAUAACGUCUAGCUCUAGCGCCACUAAAGCAGAUCUAACAAUUAAAAUGGAUUAUUAAGGCUUGUGAAUGUGAACGUAGCCAUUGAACCCUUUGUAGCAUCUUUUAUUUAUACCAGUGUGAAGCUCUCAUCAGGAAGAAUCAUCAGGAACAGUUGUGUCUGUAAUAAUAUAGUUUUUUUAUACAUAGAAUAAUCUCAGUAACGUCCAGAAAAAUAGUUUUUUUUUUUUAAACAGAUGUCCUGGCUGGCGUAAGGCUUUUGCACAUUGCUGUACAUACCUACACUGUAUCUGCCAAAGGGGGGGAUGGGAUUGGGGUGAAAGGGUGAAGGGGGAGGAGACAGCGAUUAGUUAUGCUGUAUGUGUGAAAUGAGAGUUUUGUAAUAAGGGGAUUAUACUGUUUUAAAAAAAAAAAGUGGGAAUGCUGUGAUGCGGCUGUGGGCGGGGCUUUGCCAUUGGUGACCAAAGCUGUUCAGUGCAGUGUGGUCUAGAGACAGUAAACCCCACCGUCUUCCCUCCUACAACUGCCACCUCAGAACCGUGAUCUUCUUCAUAUGGUGCCCCACCGAGCGGAGGCCUCAGUGUCUGCGAUACAGGAACACAGAGAAUACAGCUGCAAGAAAAAGUAUGUGAACUCUUUAGGAUUAUACUUGGAUUUUUGCAUAAAUUGGUCAUUAAAUGUGUUCUGAUUUUUAUCUAAGUCACAACAAUAGACAAACACAGUCUGAUUUAAAGUAAUACCACACAAAAAAAAGAUAUGUUUGCAUGGUUUUAUUGAACAUAGCAUGUUAAAAUUCACAGUGAGGGGGGAAUUUUAGAUCAUUCCUCUUCACUAAACUUCAGUUUCAGUUCAGCUAUAAUAUUCUUGUGAAAUCUGGUGUGAAUCUCUCUCUUGAGGUCAUGAUGCCACAGCAUCUCAAUUGGGUUCAGAAGGUCAGGACUCUCCAGAAGACGUAUUUUCUUCUGUUGAAGCCGUUCACUUGUCGAUUUACCAGCUUUAAAAAAGUCAAAAAUUCUUGAACGAAGGUUAUCUGAGAGCUUUUUUGUGCGAGGCAUGAUUCACAUCAAGCAAUCAAGCUUCUUAAGAACAGCAAACUCAAAACUGCACAGCAAAUUUCUGGAGUUUGAAAAUCUGGAGUUAAACAAAAGUGUGUGAAAGUGUUAAAUUGUGUGAGUUUAUUCUCAAACUUAAACUACAAAUGAUGUUAUGUAAUGACAAAAGUUUGGGAGAAGGAUCACGCCUGAACUCUACAUUCUAACUCCACCCCCUAUUAAUCAACCGCCCGAUAAAUACCUGCCCUAACUAACUACCUCUCGUGACGAAAGUUCGCAACCCACCUUCUCCCCAACAACCCCCUUUAUCUACUCUUCCACUUCUUAUUAAAUAAAAAGGGGGGGAUAUAACUGCAGGCUUCUUCAGCACCAAGUUCAGAACUCCAGCCCAAAUUUCCCUGAGUUAUAAAUAUAAAGAUACUUAAUCAUAUUGACAAUACAAGAGUGCUAAAGACUAGUAGCUCUCCAGCCCAGAGGGUUGUUGAACCCAAUUGCAGAACAGAUGAUCUUCUUCUUUCUCUACUUCUUUAGACGUGGUCCGCACUUAGCAAAGUUGAGUUGAGGGGAACUCUUUGGUGGUGUAUUAGAGUAUUUCAGAGUUUAUUCCAAGGUGUUAAGAAGCGUGACGGAACUCUCUUAUAAUGGGCGUGUCCACCAAUCCUAGAUCACCAUCAGUGUGAAGUCUUGUCCACCAGGGCUCUACCUUCCAUGGGGUGUUCUAUUAUAUUUUAUAUAAUGGUUGUUUGCCAAUAGCCAAUGUGUUGUUGGCUAUAAGAGCAAGUUACCAUCUUCUGCACUGUGAAUUGUGCACUUUGGGUAAUGUGCUGAUUUUUUUUUUUUGGUGCAUUAUUGGUUAACACUGUAAAGGAGUUUAUGGUAAAAUGAACUCCAGCUGAGAGCUGUAUUUUACUAUAGAUUGGAUAAAUAUUUUAACUCCCACAACAGUUCAGAUUUAACUCCUGUACAGAGUUAAAAGGCUAAAAACUCCCAGAAAAGAGUUACUUUAACUCUGUUAUAGAGUAUAUAUGUGUAUUUGAUGGUCACACGUCUAUAUACACUUAAAAUAAGUUGAUAUUUAACUCUCAGGGAGUUUAUUCCAAAAAACAGAAUUUGCUGUGUGGUGUUUUUUUUUUUUUUUUUUUUAUCGGGCAGGGCAGCUGUAACCAACACAUAAUUCAAUCUCAUCACAUUGAUUGGACCCCAGGUUGGCUGACUCCUGGCUCUCCACAUACUUUUUCCCCCUGCACUGUGAAUGUUAACAUGUUGUGUUUCAACAAAACCAUGCAAACAUAUAAUUUUUUGUGUGGUAUUAGUUUAAGCAGACUGUGUUUUUCUUUUUUUUUUGGCCCGCCACCACCACCACCCCCCUUCGGAGGACUAUUAGUACUUUAUUGUUUAUUUAUUUGAUUAUGUACACAUUACAACAGUUAUUAGUUUCUGUUUUUGUUGUGUGUUUGUUUUUUUUUUUCUUUUUUUUUUCUUUUGUGGGUAUAGUUAAGGGGGAUUACAAUUACAGGGAUUUGGGGGAUGGUGCUGGGGGAUGAAGAAAAGGGGAUAAUUGGGGGAAGAUGAGAUAACAGGAGAGAAAAAAAGGAAAAAAAAAGUUUGAAAGUAAGACUGAUAGAGGUGGGAAGAAAGAAAGUAAAUAAAUAAUAAAAAAAUAAAAAAAUAAAAAGAAAGAAAGAAAAAGAAAAGUUUAUCUAUCUAUAUGUAUGUUUUGAUGACUAAACUGAGACAUGAACAUGUGUGCUGACUGUGUUUGUCUAUUGUUGUGACUUAGAUGAAGAUCAGAACACAUUAAAUGACCAAUUCAUGCAGAAAUCCAAUCCAUACUUUUUUCUUGCAACUGUAUAUCCUGUUCUCUCUGGCAGGGAAUCGAAGAUGAUAUUAGAAUGAUAUUAGAAUGGCAUCAGUUGCACAGAUUGGUGUCGGCUUUUGUUCACUAUUAGCUACGUUCUCAUUCCACCUGAUCCUUGAUUCCUGUAACAAACAGAGCAGCUUCACAGCUGGCAGGGUGUGAUUUGCCUCUGGUUUUAGUGUUGAUUAGCUGUCCAUUUCUGUUUGCAGAGCUGAUGUGGUUAAUAUAACUCCCCCCAACCCUGUGACUCUCUAUGGCAGUGUUCCUCCUAAUCCUGCUCCUGGUCUGUAUGGGCUGUCUUUACAGUUUUAUCAAAUAUGGUUUCUUUCAUUGAACUGCCAAAAGUUUAUGAAGAAAAACACAUUUUAUAUACAGUUAUUUAGGAAACAAAAAAGUGUUACACAAACCAGAAUAUGUUUUAUAUUUAAGAUUCUACAAGAUUGUAAACAUCUUGGCUGGAUUUUCUCAGUCAGCUUUAUGAGGUAGAAUCACCUGGAAUUCAGGCUUUCAGUUAACAGCUGUGCUGAACUCGUCAAGAGUUAAUUACUUAAAUUUCUUGUCUCUUAAUAAAGUGUUUGAGAGCAUCAGUUGUAAAGUAGUAAAGAGGUAGAGUUACAGGUAUACAGUGAAUAGUGAAUAUUUGAGUUAUGUUCUAAUCCAGAUUAUGAAAAGCAAGGACUACUCAACUAAGUAAAGAAGUGAAGGUCGGUUUUUGAAAGUAUUCUUAAGUGUAGUCGCAAAGACCAUUAAAAACGUUAUAAUGUUGAAACUGGCUCAUCAGAAACUCAUCAGAAGUGCCUCAAAAAAGUAAGAGCAAGAGUUUCCUCUAUUGCACAGGAUAAGUUCAUUAGAGUUACCAGCCUCAGAAACCUCAGAAAGAUAACAGCUCCCCAGAUAAGAGCAUCUAAAUGCUUCUUCAGAGAGUAUUUUGGUUUGUUUAACACUUUUAAGUUUCUACAUGAUUCUUUAUGUGUUCCUUCAUAGUCUGGAUUUUGACUGGUACUGUAUGUCAAGAAUGAUUUCCCUUUAUAACAGGGGUCGGCAAUAGACCAGCAAACAUUAAACAUCUGGCCCGUGAGGUUGUUUGAACUAUAACGAACGAUAAUGAAAAAAAUAAAAGCUUCUCUGGUGAGCUUUUGUUUACAUGCCUCCCCUAUCUCUCUGUGGCACUCUGCAUGACUUAAGUUUCUGCCCGUUCUUGUUUUUCCGCCUGUAAUUGGGCUUCCUAUCUCCUUAUAUGGGCGUUUUUUCCCGGGCAUGUCCCAAUUCACUAGCUGGGGCAGCGGUAGUGUAUUGGAGUGUGACCCUGAUGACACAGAUUUGAUCCAGCAUGAGGAGCGGUGUGUUUAUGUAAUUAUUUGUCCCUUUCUACUUGGGUUUACCUGCUUUGAGAUCAACUGUUCUGCAAUUGGGUACAACAACCCUCUGGGCUGGAGAGCUACUAGUCUGUAGCACUCCAUCCCAUUACAUUUUACAAUUUCCAAAACAGAAGUUUAAUUUUUUGUGGCCCACCACCUAAUGGCUUGGGAAAUAUCUGCCCCGCGGCCAAACUCAUUUGCCGACCCCUGCUCUAUACGCUCAAAAAAAAAAAAAAAACUACUGUUAAUAUAAGUUGAAGUUAUAUGGAGUGUUGUUACUGCAGACACUCUAUAGUAACAACUGUAGAAACUGUAGCAUUGACGUUAUUGGAGGAAAUUAGAGAUGCUGUCCUGAAUAUCUGGGAAGCAUCAUUGUGUCUAAUAUGGAUAAAUGAAAUUUAUUCAAUAAGAAACCCCUGAUUUCAGGAGCAGGAUUAGGAAACGCCGCUCAGAGAAGCUGCUUCCACCUCCUGGCUCGUGGUGGCGGGAGCUUCUUGACUGUGAUAGUGAGUCUUCAGUAGUGAUCUGAGCCUGCUGGCUCUGAUACGACUCUGGUACAAACCUUCAGAAUGAUCACGUGCUUCAGAUUCACCUGACCAGGGUCAGGACUCUUCUACAGGCUUCUUUACAAGCAAUCGGACAAAUGCUGUUAAUCGCGCCGUGUGUAACCUCAUAGUAUUCUAUAGUCGGGUGCUGUAUUGAACAAUACGAGUGAACGCUCAGCAGGUAUAUGGUUAAAGACUGGCUGUGUGAUGAUCAUGUGAUGAUAAUACCAAUUCAUGUCAGUCCGUGUUGAUUUUAGGAGCUGAUUUUAAAUGGUUACGGUUCUUAAUUCAUAAUUAAUGGACUCUCAGAACAGCAGAGGAAUGAGCUAUUGUAAUAAACCCGGUUUAUUUUAUUAUUGUUAUUAUUUUUUGAACUAUAUCCACUUUGACCUUCAUCCUGAGUAGCUGUAGAGAUUCUCACAGCAUCAGUUUACAGACUGAGCCCCAAGUGGAUCUAAAUAUAUGAAUUCAAAGGCCUCGUAUAUUUUUGUCCUCUUCUUUUCUACUUCUGUAAUCAGUGAGAGAUGAAGAGAGUGAGGGAGAGAGAAAGUGUAACAGAGACUCUGCUGUGUGAGAGAGCGCUGCUUAAAAGAGGAGUACCCAUCCACUGCUAUUUUCUCCAGUCUCUUAAAAUGCUAAUUUCAGAGUGAAAUGCACAGUCACACUCAAAUCUAAGCUGUUUAGACUUAACCCAAAUUACGAUCAAGCUAACUUAAGCUAUUCUGAGCUUUUUUGAACUGUUUUUGGGAAGCAAUCAAAGGAAAAAUGACAAAAUUAUUAAUUUCUCUGCCUUAAAGUGGAAUUUCACAGAUUUCUGAGUUUUGUAGUUAUGUAGGCCUUUGCACUGCACAAAAAAUCCAUUGGCAAACACUAGACAAAAUAAUAUGUAAAUUGAGAUGUAAAUGCUUAAACUAAGCAAAACAAUCUGCCAAUGUGGUGAGCACUCAGCACUCAAUUUUUCUUUCUAUGAUUUCCUAAAAUAAGCAAUCACAAUGUCUCAAAAUGUGUGAAGUGAGCCUCAAAUCAAGCAAAAAUAUUUUAUUUUAUGGCUUAAAUUUGUGCACAAGAAUCAGAAUAACUUGACUUGAAUUACUUGACUUUUUGUGCUUAUUUUAAGUUCAAAUUACUUAACCCUCCUGCUAUCCUCAAAUUAGGGAACACCCUUUUUUAAUUGGGGCAAUACGAUCCCAGCAAUUUAAACCUCCAGAAAAUGAUUAUAAUUCCAGAUAAUUUAACAUGUUAACAAGUUUACUCACCAGUUUUUUUUUUUUGACAAAUGAUUAGUGGUACUGGCAUUAUUCUAAGUGUUUUAUUAGUAUUAUAUAAAUAUUAUAAGUAUUGGGUUGUAAAGUCACGGCCUAGAGGGAAUGGACAUUUAGAGAAAGAUUCUAAAACUGAAUGUCAUUGUGACCUUAACAUUAUUACCACACACGUGUAAAAUAUUGAGAUUUUUUAUGUUUUAUGCCAAUAAAACAGCCUAAUAAAACAAAUAUUGAGGUGGAUAUAUUUGAAACAUCUUAUUUUUUUACUUAUUGUUUUCGGCAAAUUAGGAGAAGGCGAUAAAUAUGAAUCACAAAACUAAUGUCAACCAUCUUUUCAGAGGCUUUAAACAUUGAAUGGGGUCAAAUAGACCUCAAAGAUAAAAGGAGGGUUAAAAUAAGGUGAAAAUAUAAGACCAUAAGAAUAAGAUAAUUAUUCCUAAAAUAAGUAAAACAGUCUUACUCUUAUGAUGAUUAGCAAGACAAAAAAAUAAAUAAAUAAAUAAAUAUAAAGAAAACAAUAGCUUGUGAGUCACACUAAAUAGGACUGUUUAUUUACAUAUAAAAAACCCUGAAUUUGAUAUGUAAGACCUUAAAAUUUAAAUCAAACCAGUCUGUAGUGGCCAAUCCAUGUGUGAAAAUGAUGAUCUCAUGCUCCCUCUUCAGCCUUUAUAUAUGGUUAUGUACAGUAGGUGUAGCCCUAUAUUCACUAUGUAGCCCUUUGGAUAUUUUAGUAAAGUGUUCCCACCAAAUAAUGCUAAAAUGUAAAAGGGAAUUCCACUUUAAGGCAACAUGAACAAUGUCAUUUAUGACUUAACAGAUAUGUUUUUUAAUCUGUAAACUUAAAAUUCAGUUCAAAUUCAUCAGUACCAGUAUUUCUCUCAAUCUUCUGGAAUAUAAAAUAAGCUUAAAGGUGAUUGACUCGUUUUAAACAAGGACUCAUUAUAGUAGGAGAUGUAAGCUGAUCACAUUUCACUGUUUCACUGCAGGACCUGCUGACUCUCCUCCCUCUGCUUAACUCCAGUUAAUGAGGUGAAAUGUGGAAGCAGGAAUUGGCAUUUGACAAUCUGAAUUUGUGAAGGGAGGCUCUCAGUGUGUGAAUUACUCAGAAUCGAGAGAGUAUAGACUGUGUAAACCGUGUAUAAACUGGUAUAUACUGUAUUUAAAUGGAUCUACUUUAAUUAUGGUAGAUAGUUCUCUGUUUUUGAGGAAGCAGCGAUGAGGGAAGAGGCCUGAAUCGCUAAAGAAACGAGUCUAGAGAGAAAAGUGCCAAUGCUCCAACCAACUUAAAGGAGAAAUCCGGUGUGAAAUGGACUUGUGGUGUAGUGAAAUAUGAUAAUGAGUAUGAACUUUUGUAGAAUAGCCCACCUCUAUUUAUCCCCUGCAUUCUAAAAUACAGAGCUUAUGCUCCCAACAGGCUUACAAUGCAAGUGAUAGGGGCAUAGAUACAGUACACAAUUCAAAAAAUCCAUUUGCAAAAACUAGACAAAAUAAAUGUAAAUUGACACAUAAAUGCUUAAAUUAAGCAAAAGAAUUUGCCAAUGGGUGAGCAAAUUUUUCUUAGUAAGAUAUAUUUUUAAAUAAGCAAUCACUAAAUAUCAAAAUGAGUCGAAUAAGCUUAAAUCAAGCAAAAAUCCCUUAUUUGUUGGCUUAAAUUUGUACACAAUAAUCAGAAUAACUUGACUAGUAAGUUUUUGUGCUUAUUUUGGGUUCAAAUUACUUAAAAUAAGGUGAAAAUUUACUUAAAGGUGAAGAGUCUGAAUAAGAUCAUAUUCCUAAAAAGUCUUACACUUCCGAUGCUUAGUAAGACGAAAAUUAUUAUCAGAGGAAAAAAAAAAAAGAUUUAUUGCUUUGAAAUUAGAUAUGGAAAUGCUAUUAAAAUAUCUCUAUAAUAUUUAUACAUUUUCACAGAAUUAAUUUUGCACUCUUUUCCUCUAUCUUACCUAUUUGUUCGUGCUCUCCAGUUGACCAAUUGUGACUUAGGCUACGUUCACAUUACAUUACAUUUAAGCCACAUUCCUCAAUUCCGAUUUUCUUUUCCCUCAGAUCAGAUUUGUCUUUCUUGACGGUUCACAUUUAACAAAUGUAAGUGAUCUGUAUCUGUGUGUAACGUGAACGAAUCUGUCCCUGAAACACCGCCUCACAUGCUCACAAUGCUAAUUGUAUAAAUGUCUCCUUCUUCACAAACAACAAAAACACUCAUAUUAGAGAGACGAGAGACUCGUAGCUUUAUAAAGGUGAAAUGCAUGAGUUUGAUAGCAGCUCAUAUGUGGAGCAUCUUUUGCUGGAGUGGAGAAACAGUAAACAGCUGGUCUGAAGUUCAUGCUCUGGUCAUGGAGGUUAAAAAAAAAGGCCAGGUGGUUUGCUUUUGCUGUUUUUUUUUCUACAGCUAUUGCUGCACAGCUGCACCAAGAUAUGUGUUUGUGGGUACAAGAGAGAAGCACGUAGCGCUAUGCUAAUGUGUAAAAGCAAAAAGAAUAGAAAAUAAUUCUAGUUUGACCGUUCACAUUCAUGUUGCAUGUUAAUGUAUUGGAUAUGUAUCCGAUUUAGGACAACAUAUGAAAGUGACUCAAAUCUGAUUUGGAAAAAACAAACAAAAAAAAAAAACGGAUUUGACAUGUUCACACAGCCAUUAAAAAAACAGAUCUGAGCCAAAUUGAGCAAAAAAAAAUAAAAAAAUCAGAUUUGAGUCACUUUAUCCUGGUAAUGUGAACGUAGCCUUAGUUUCAAGGUGGGGGCACCUGUAGAACUACAUAUACAUGUUUAUAAAUGAUGUUUUUUAAUAAACUAAUUAAAUAUUAGAGCCCUCAAUGAAGUGUGGAGCUACUUCGAGUUGGUUAAUGGUGUAAAAAUAGUGAUUUCUUUGCAUGGGUUACUCUAUGCCCCCAUUUCUAGCAUUGUAAGCCUGUUGGGAGCAUCGGUUAAAAGCUCUGUAUUUCAGAAUGCUGGGGGUGAAUGUAGAUGGGCUAUUAAACAAAAGUUUGUACUCAUUAUCAUGUUUCACUACAUCCCAAGUCCAUUUCACACUGUAUUUCUCCUUUAAAUACUUUAUUUGAUGCGGGUCUAUGGUGGUCCUGUCCUCGUGAUCAGAAGGGAAACAUGUUAUUUUAUAUUUUAUUUGCCAAAAGUCAGCAGAAAUCUGACGUCAGUGACCUCUCUCGACGUAAUCCCUUUACUCAUUCCAACUCUAGUAUCGUCGUCUUAGUAUUAAUAUCAUACUCCACCCUUCAUAAAGUCCACAGAUUAAAACCCGUACCUGUAAAGAAAGACCCAAACGCCUGUUCCGGGGCAGAACCGCAAUCGCCUGUUCCCGUUUCUGACCCGAAUCAUGAGGGAGUCCGAGUGUCCUGUUAAUCUGUCCAUGUUCAAUAUGUGAAUAUAUAUAAAAAAAAUCUAUAAAUAUUCUAUACAAAUAUAUGACAAGCAUACUGUUGUAUCAACUCAAUCUAGUUAAAUCAUGUAUCUCCUAUUUCAGAAUUUAGUGCCUUUUUUGGACAGUAGACUGUUCAGUAAUGAAUAUGUAGUAUAUGUAUGCUUUAUUACUUUUUUAAGACUUUUUUUUUUAAACUUGUGUUUAUUUUAGUACUGUAUCUUCUAGAGAAUAAAGACUGAUCAAUGAUGAA
Astyanax mexicanus (Mexican tetra) is the source of this 12756-nucleotide messenger RNA. RefSeq names its product homeobox containing 1a (gene hmbox1a). Gene Ontology annotation, cellular component: nucleus. The coding region runs from base 279 to 1910 and encodes 543 amino acids. NCBI's taxonomy places the organism in Eukaryota, Metazoa, Chordata, Actinopteri, Characiformes, Acestrorhamphidae. The transcript has 10 exons. Gene Ontology annotation, biological process: positive regulation of DNA-templated transcription; DNA transposition; DNA integration. The record is from RefSeq and is a predicted model, not a curated record. Gene Ontology annotation, molecular function: double-stranded telomeric DNA binding.